ACCCCCACACCCUUCAAAGGUAGGGGCGCAUACUGAGGUGGAACUUGAAGAACGUAAAUUGAAAAAUUGAAGACGUGAAGAAUGCCACAUUUGCUGCAAUGGAUAAAGAGACAGUACCUGGUGGUGGUGCCACCUAUAUACAUCUCUUGGAGCAGAUUCCCAUCAUAAAGAAUUCUAUGGAGGAAUUUGAUGAACAGAUUGGUGCUGAGAUUGUGGCAAAUGGAUGCUCUCCUUGCACCUGCAAAAGCAAUUGCAACUACAAAAGCAAUUGCAUUAGCGCAGGUGGUGAUGUAGCAGUUGUAGUGGAGAAAACUCGAACUAGCAAUUGGAGAACAGGGCACAAUGCAAUGACAGGAAGAUAUGAAGGCCUUAUCAAUGCUGGAGUGAUAGAUCCUUGUCGAGUUUCAAGGUGUGCUCUUCAAAAUUCUGUCUCCAUUGCCGGGAUAAUUCUAACGACUCAGGCCAUGCUAGCGGAUAAAACAAGGACUCCUGAAUCUCUUCACCCCCAUGUCCCAGGAAUAACUGAUGUAGCAUCCAGUAUAACUCUUUAAGAAGCAACAUUAACAGGAUGAAAGCUGAGGGAGCCUGUAGAAACUAGUGAACUUCUGUUAGCUUGGUUUUUACCGAAAAUUAGCAGAAGGUAACAGACUAAGCUCACCGAUUACAUAUUUUAUCAGGAGUCUGACAAUACCGAAUUCGAAAUUCCUGAACUUGGAAAUCCAUGAAGAGGGAUAACUUGUACUGGCUCUCCAACAACAAGAGAAGAACGAUGAUCCUGUUCAUAAGACACUGCAAGGUCCAUUUCAUGAGGAAAAGAACCUUGUACCUAACGUUUGGUGACUAACUGCUAUGUUGGACUUCCAUUUUAUUCCUUCAUUGAUGUUCAAGAAUUUAAUAUAAGUCACAUAUUUGC
Messenger RNA from Rubroshorea leprosula, 913 nucleotides. Lineage: Eukaryota; Viridiplantae; Streptophyta; Magnoliopsida; Malvales; Dipterocarpaceae. The record is from the annotation of a GenBank genome assembly.